CGCAGUCAGAUAAAACUCAACUUAUGAAGCCUUUUAAAUCCGCCUGAAAUUUAUAGAACAACAUACAUUGCAUAGAGUCAAGCAAUGGCCUGUGAACUCCAAGGGUGCCUUGGUGCGCUAUCUCUCAAUGAAACAAGCCGUAAAAAGAUUGAGGAUGUAUACCAGGAAGAUGAAGGGUUUAGUUCCGCUCCGAAAACUCUGUUAUCCUUGUAUAAAGCUGUAAUAAGAAAACAGAUUUGGGAGAAACUAACUCAAGAUAAUCAAGUUGAACCCUACCCUCCCUCCUGUUGGGGCAAGAUCCCGUACUUCUCAGGGUAUUAUGAUGCAGUACGCCGUACUAUCGCCACACCAGAGUAUAGGAAUGCUCAGACGGUUAAGGUGAAUCCCAGUCUAGCACAGAUGUUAUUACGAAUGUUUACCCUUAUUCACGGGAAGCAGUUGCUAGUUCCAAAUCCAUCGUUUAACGGUCGCUUCUACAAUAUGCUUAACUUGGACAGAGACAGGUUACAAAUGAGGGAUGCCAAGAUGAGAAUGACCAAGAAGGGAGCUUAUCAGUUCGGGGCGGAUUUGAUGAACAACUUGGAAAAGGCGGCAGCAAUUGAUUUGUUUGUGGUGGGAAGCGUUGCAGUCUCCAUGGACGGGACAAGGCUGGGGAAAGGUCUAGGGUAUGCUGAGCUUGAAUGGGGUAUCCUUUACGAGCUAGGAUUGGUGAACAGUUCUACUAUUGUGUUGACAACUGUUCAUGAUCUACAGGUUGUGAGUACAACUCUACUGAACAGAACCCACUCUGUUGAACAUGAUCUUCCAGUUGAUAUUAUCAUUACUCCGUCACGAAGAAUCAGAAUUAAGAAACCUCAGCCCAAGCCCAGCUGUGGAAUUCUUUGGGAUUUGAUCACUCCGGAGUUCAAGGAUAAACUUAAAAAUCUACAAAUUGUACAGAAUGGUGUACAGAAUAAUGCACAGGAAAGUGUACAGGAUUAUGUGCAGAAAGAUUCACAGAAAAAUGUACAGAAUAAUGCACAGGAGAAUGUACAGAAGAAUGUGCAGAAGAUUGUACAGAAGGAUGCAAAAAAGAAUACACAGAAGGAUGCACAGAAGAAUGUACAGAUUGAGGCACAGAAGGAUUUACAGGAAAAUGAGCAGAAGAAUUUAUCAAAGAAUGUACAGAUUGAGGCGCAGAAGAAUGUACAGAAGAAUGUACAGAAGAAUGUACAGAAGAAUGUACAGAAGAAUGUACAGAAGGAUGUACAGAAGAAUAUACUUAAGGAUGCACAGAAGGAUCCACAGAAGAAUGCACAGAAGAAUUAUCAGAUUGAUAAUAAGAAGGAUAAACAGAAGAAUGCACAGAAGGAUUAUCAGAUUGAUAAUAAGAAGGAUAAUCAGGAGAAUGCACAGAAGGAUUAUCAGAUUGCUAAUAAGAAGGAUAAUCAGGAGAAUGCACAGAAGGAUAAUCAGAUUGAUAAUAAGAAGGAUAAUCAGAAGAAUGUACAGAAGAAUGCACAGAAGAAUGCACAGAAGAAUGCACAGAAGAAUGCGAAGAAAAAUGUACAGAAUAAUGUAGAGAAUGAUGUAAAGAAGAAUGGAGAGAAGCAUGUAAUGGAGCAUGUAGAGAAUAUUGCAAAGAAGGAUGUACAGAAGAACGCACAGAAGAAUGCACAGAGAGACGUAUACCAGUCUAUACAGAAGCAAUAAUAGAGGCAUGUAUAUUUUGCAAAGUACAAAAUAAGUUGUUCACUUGACACUGGAUUAACUUCAAAGUACUUGUAAACCUUUUUUGGUUUUGAUUUAUAUUUUUUUCAAAAAUUAUAAUUGUCAAACUUUUAGUCAGAGCUUAAAUUUUUUAAUGAUUUUUUUUUUGUAUGGAAAAUUAUGUUAUAGCCUCGUUGAACUACUGUGAUCUUUUAUAAACGUUUUGGACUUUUUGUUACUAUCUUUAUCUGACUUUUGAUAAUUUGAACAAAUUUUAAGAUAUUUUUAUGAAAAUAUUUUGUGUAUUAUUUCAGA
Eurytemora carolleeae is the source of this 2004-nucleotide messenger RNA. RefSeq names its product ring-infected erythrocyte surface antigen. NCBI's taxonomy places the organism in Eukaryota, Metazoa, Arthropoda, Copepoda, Calanoida, Temoridae. The transcript has 11 exons. The record is from RefSeq and is a predicted model, not a curated record. The coding region runs from base 85 to 1692 and encodes 535 amino acids. Gene Ontology annotation, cellular component: cytoplasm.